Messenger RNA from Scomber scombrus (Atlantic mackerel), 990 nucleotides. Its product is annotated as B2 bradykinin receptor-like. Gene Ontology annotation, molecular function: bradykinin receptor activity. The transcript has a single exon. Lineage: Eukaryota; Metazoa; Chordata; Actinopteri; Scombriformes; Scombridae. Gene Ontology annotation, biological process: neutrophil chemotaxis; immune response; G protein-coupled receptor signaling pathway. Gene Ontology annotation, cellular component: membrane. The coding region runs from base 7 to 990 and encodes 327 amino acids. The record is from RefSeq and is a predicted model, not a curated record.
GUUGCUAUGGUUGUAAACAACACUAAUGGCACUGCUUGUCCUGUGGGAACAACCCUUGAAUGGUCUGCCACAUGUAUCCUGCUCAUAUCUGUACUAGGAAUUGUGUUAAAUACGUUUGUCCUGAUGGUUUACUGCUUACACAAGAAUGCCUUCACCGUGCCCGAGAUCUACUUGAGCAACCUGGCUGCUGCCGACCUGGUUCUGGUGUCCUGUCUGCCCUUCUGGGCUUUGAACGUAAUCAUGAGAUUUGACUUGGCCUUUGGUGAUGCCAUGUGUAAACUGCUCAUCCUGGUCAUCAAUUUGAACGUCUGCUGCAGCAUCUACUUUCUUGUUUUGAUCGUGAUAGAUCGUUAUUUCGCACUGGUGCACCCGCUCUCCAGUGACAGAUUUCGUAGGCCAAAAUAUGCCAAACUGGGCUGUCUGCUGGUUUGGGGUUUUGGCUUUCUCCUGGCUGUUCCCGCACUCAUCUUCAGGGACAUAAAAUAUGACCCACAAAUUAAAGUUACUGUUUGCAAUGUGGAUAACCCUAGCAACGCUGUAUAUGUGUUGUUUAAGGGGAUACUCUUCGUAAGGUUCAUCCUUCCCUUCUGUAUUAUUUCCUACUGCACUUUCAAGAUCAUCAAAGCUUUGAAAAGUCGGGAGAUGCUGGGAUCAAACAAUCGGAAAGCGGAGCACAAGGCGACAACUUUGGUGCUGGUGGUACUCGUGGCGUUCCUGAUCUGUUGGGUGCCAUACCACGUUGUUAAGAUACUGCAAUCGAUAAAAGUAGUUAUUAAACCGGAAGGAUGUUACUUCUCUGCCAUCCUAGAUAUCGCUGGCCAGACCGUCACCGUCUUUGCUCUCUUCAACAGCGUUCUCAACCCCAUCCUCUACAUCAUCGUCGGAAAGAACUUUAGGAAAAAAGUUAAGGAAGUCUUCUCACAAUGUACCAUGACGACAACAUCUUUAAGCGUCUCCCCUGUGAACACCAACACGACGAGAAGUAAUUAA